AUGAUUAAUGUUGUAGAAACAGCGUCUAAGGCAAGAUCUCCUAGUAAAGUUGCUGCUCUACACGCUAAUUCAACAACAGGUUUAAUCUUAGAGAAUAGACCCAAUCAUUUGCCUUCGAAACCAAAGCAAGAAGAACUAAAACAUCGCCAGCAAUAUCUACAAAUGUUAGAAAAUGCAAAAAGAAAAGCGGCUAAAGAAGUCGCUAUUAAAGAAAAGUUAACGGAAGAGAAAUAUGACCGUGAGGAGAUUCUUCGUCAAAGCGGUAAAAAAUGGAUUGAAGAAAUCAUUCCUAACUGGCAAAACAUGAGACAUUCAAGUACAGUGCAACAGAUUUGGUGGCAAGGGAUUCCGCCAAACAUUCGAGGAAAAAUUUGGAAGCUUGCCUUAGAUUUUCGCUUAGAUAUCUCAGCAGACUUAUAUAAAGUAUUAGUGGAAAAGACUGAUGAAAAAUUUAAAGAACUAGCUUUAAACGAGCCUCAGUUGGAUUCACAGAGUGAUUCUCCAUUGAUACAAAUUAAGCUAGACAUUUCACGUACUUUUCCAAAUCUUGGAAUGUUUCAAGUUGGUGGCCCAUAUCAUGCUUCUUUGUUCGAGAUUCUCGGGGCUUAUACCCAAUUUAAACCCACCGUUGGCUAUAUUCAAGGAAUGUCGUUUCUUGCCGCAGUAUUUUUAUUGAAUAUGGAACCCCUGACUGCCUUUGCCUGCUUUGCUAACCUGCUUGAGAAACCGUGUCAGAAAUCAUUUUACGAAAUGAAGACGACUAAGAUGCAAGCCUAUUAUCAAACUUUCGAUGGCCUGUUUUAUAAAAAUCUUCCGAAAUUAUUUAACCAUUUUACAAUCAAUAAUGUAACUCCUGAUAUGUAUCUUUGUAACUGGAUAUACACGUUAUAUAGCCAUAGUCUGCCACUAGAUGUAACAUGUCGGAUAUGGGAUAUUGUUUUUAGGGAUGGAGAUAUUUUUAUAUUUCGAACUGCUUUAGGGAUUUUAAGUUUAUAUAAAUCGAAGCUAAUGGAUAUGAAGUCGAUACAGAUAGCGAAAUUUUUAACUAAAUUACCAGACGACGUUGAUUCCGACUUACUCUUCGAUGCUAUUAAUGAUAUCCGUGUUACUAAAAAUCGAUAUAACUCUAUGUUACUACAACACUUUGAAAAUUUUAACUGUAAAUAG
Messenger RNA from Trichoplax adhaerens, 1167 nucleotides. RefSeq lists its product as uncharacterized. The record is from RefSeq and is a predicted model, not a curated record. The coding region runs from base 1 to 1167 and encodes 388 amino acids. Lineage: Eukaryota; Metazoa; Placozoa; Uniplacotomia; Trichoplacea; Trichoplacidae. The transcript has 9 exons.